AAUUGCAAUGGAUUUAUUGGAUAUUUUAUGUUGAUAAUGUAAUGAAAUGUAUUGCAGUAUUUUAAUUGGAUGUCGGAAAAACUAUAUCUAAAACAUAACCCGCAAUGUAUAACGAGCAUAUUUAAAUAUUCAUUACACAAGCCACGAAUGCGGUUACGCAAUAUAUAAUAUUGUAAAUAAACAAAAUGCAAAAUGUCAAGCCGACGUGUUUUGUCGUGGUGGGGUUUAGUGAACGUGAAAAAUUUACUAAGGUGAUGUGGUAUUCAAUCAGUAUUCACUUUCUAAUCGCGCUGUUCGGUCUCGGUAGUGUGUUUAAUGCGGUGGAAUAAUGUCUUACGAAAAGUUGAAAGACUAUCUUACAUACCAUGGUCAAGAGCACCUUAUCAAGUACUGGCUGGAUAUUAGCGAUAAUGAAAGGGAGCAAUUGGCGGGAGAAAUACGAAAACUAGAUUUGGGGGAGAUGAACGAAAUUUUCCGCCGUUCUAUGGAAAGUACGCAACUUAUAUUGGAAAAGCAAGACAAUGAUUUGAAGCCUAUUCCACAAACUCAUUAUGAAUCUGUGUCCAGUUUGAGUCAAAGUAAAUUCGAGGAGUAUGAGAGGAUUGGUUUUGAAGAGAUUUCAAAAGGUAAUGUUGGUGUUUUAUUACUUGCUGGCGGCCAGGCUACCAGGUUGGGUUUUGGACAUCCAAAAGGCAUGUAUGAUGUAGGCUUGCCAUCUCACAAGAGCCUGUUCCAAAUUCAAGCUGAAAGAAUUUGCCGUCUGCACAGAAUGUCUGAAGAAAAGACUGGAAAGUAUGGAAAAAUUACAUGGUAUAUUAUGACAUCUGAACAUACUAUGGGUCCAACUGUAAGAUUCUUCAAAGAUCACUCUUAUUUUGGUUUAAAUGAAGAUGACAUUGUGUUUUUUGAACAAGGUACACUCCCAUGCUUUGAUUUUGAUGGUAAAAUAAUUUUAGAUGAAAAAUACCAUUUAUCAUCUGCCCCUGAUGGUAAUGGUGGGUUAUAUCGUGCCUUAAAAUCGCAAGGUAUCCUUGAUGAUAUCAAGAGACGUGGAGUUGAGCAUCUCCAUGCUCACUCUGUUGAUAAUAUACUCAUUAAAGUAGCAGAUCCUGUCUUCAUUGGUUACUGCAAAAGCAAGAAUGCUGACUGUGCUGCAAAAGUGGUACAGAAGUCGUCACCUAGUGAGCCUGUUGGUGUUGUUUGCCGGGUGAAUGGACACUACAAAGUUGUAGAGUACUCCGAGCUUACAGAUGAAGCUGCAGAAAGGAAGAACCCUGACGGACGGCUAACAUUCUCAGCAGGUAACAUAUGCAACCAUUACUUUUCUGCUGAUUUCCUCAACAAAAUUUCAGACUUUGAAAAGAAACUUAAGCUGCAUUUGGCGAAAAAGAAGAUUCCUUUUGUAGACAGUCUUGGUAUCAAACAGAAACCAACAGUACCAAAUGGUAUUAAAAUAGAGAAAUUCAUAUUUGAUGUGUUUGAGUUUGCUGAGAACUUUAUCUGUCUGGAAGUUGAUCGGGAUGUGGAAUUCUCUGCAUUAAAGAACUCUGAUGAAGCUAAGAAAGAUUGUCCAUCUACAGCCCGCGAGGAUGUGCUGAGACUUCAUAGGAAAUAUAUCAGACAGGCUGGUGGUAUUAUCGCUGAUGAUAUAGAACUGGAAAUAUCUCCAUUACUUUCCUAUGGAGGUGAGGACUUGAAAGAGUUAGUGGAGAAUGAAGUGUUCGCAAUUUCGCCAUUCCAUUUGAAGAGUAUGCAUGAGACAACUAACGGAUAUAAGAAUGGUAAUCACUAGAAACAGAUUUAAUUUGAUAUUGUUAUCAUAGAUAAAUAUGGUGAUAAAAUUAAAUGAAAUACAUUUAAAAAGCAAUCUGAUAACACUUCCUGGGAAGGUGAUUUGUUUAAAAAUUACAAAAGAUGGUUGAUUUUUCUCUAUAAAAUCUGUAUGUUUGUUAAAAUUUGUGAAAGAAACAAAUGUGGAUUAAAUUCGAAAUUAUUUCCAAUAUUCGUUCAUUGCCGAAAUCGGUAGUGAUUUUUAUUUGUAUAUAUUUCAAUAAUAUUAGGCAAAUGUAUUACUAAUUGUACAUUAGCGAAUAAUUUAAUUAAUGCAAUUAAUAUUACUUAAUGGUUUCUUAGUAUCAUUACAUAAUGUACUAGAAUGUAGAAACUUUAUUUGGUAAUGCUAAGUGGCUUAAUGUGAGUCGAAAUUUAACACCAAUAGUAGGGUUGCCAAGUUAUUAGAAAAGUAUUUUUGGGAGAGGACAAAAAAAAACAUUAAUUAAAAUGAUAAUUAUUUUUUAAAUUUUUAAUUUGAAUUCAUAUGAGUACCAACAAUAUAAAAAUAUACAAAUAUUAACAACAUUAAUUAGUUCAGUAAAUAGAAAUGUAUUUUGUUAUGUUAUGUUAACAAUCACAUACUUAAAAAGAAAUUUUUUUGUAAAAAAAAAAUGAUUUCAUUGUAGGUUUUAGAUUAUAUAAGUACAUCUACAUGAAAAAGAAUACAAAACUCUAUUUUGAAGUACGAUUGGCAACCCUUACCUAUAGUGUAAUGGUUAGAUAAACCUCUUUUGGUAGUGGUAAUUUUUGUGUGUGUUUCUGUAUGUAUUUUUUUAUUCUAUGUCAUCAUAAUUUUUUUGCUUACCUAUUUUUCUUCACUUAUCAUGGGCUGUAAUAUAUAUUUAUUAUAUAUAUUUGUUUUUAUGUUCUAUUUUUUAGGUACAUUUAUUUCUUUGCAAUUGCUGAAUAUUUAAACAUGGCAAUAUAAAUUCUAAAUAGAUUUUAUUAUGUUAUUUUUUGUAACUGUUAUCUACCAAGUUUAUUAUUUGUUGAUGAGAUAUCCGUAAGAAUUGGUGAUUUAUUUAUUAAUAGUGAUGGGCCGAAUGUGGUUUGAACCGUAUAUCGCUGCCCUUUGUCGGGAGUGACAUGUUUAUGCAUCGCAGUUAGCUACGCCCCACCCGCAUUCCGCGCACACCUGCGUGAGUCUGGUGCACCGGUCGGCACUCUAAUAAAAUUGUCUUUUCUAGUAUUUGUUCUUCAUUUCGCCAAAUGUGCAUCUGCGAAAUAACCAUUUAUUUACAUUGUACUUGAAUAAAAUGAAAUUGUACAUUACAACAAAAAAAAAAAAUUGGUAUAAAUCUAGUGUAUUCUAGUCAAAAAAAUUAUACUUUUUCACAUUUUUUUUAUUUAUCACUUGUUUUUAUAUAUACUGUCCUGUAUUGUGUUUAAAAAAUAAUGUAUGUUAGAAGUCGUAAAUGUUUAAGUCGUGAAUUAUGUAUUGUAAGGGCCAUGCUAAUCAGAAUAGUGACAGUACUAGUACCGCUACCCUCUAGAGCAAUAGGUGCGGUUGAGGGAAUAAUAUCAACAGUACCGUUCUCACAGCUAUGCAGCCGUUCGCAUUCAUUUUUAAUUUUAAAAUUUUUUAAAAUGAGUUAUUUUCGUGGUGCGAGAAAUAUAUAACUUUUCUUUAUUGUAAUUAACAUAACAUAUAUGUAUAUUUUGGUCAUGAAGCACAUAUAUUAUCCUGUUAUUGAUCUAAUAUUGUAUUGUGAGGCUCCUUUGCACAGGAUACCGGCUUGAUUAUGGGUACCAGAACGGCGCCUAUUUCUGCCGUAUGCAGUAAUGUGUUUCUUAAAUAUAAUAAUUCCUAAGAUUACUGGGCAAAUGAAACUUAACAUAUUAUGUCUCAAGGUGAUUGACCUGAAAUCUGUGCUCUAUGACCAGGUUCGUAUUCCAGCAGGCGUCUUAAUACGUAAUACCGGAUUUACGGCCGUUCCCAAUAUACUAUCUAUAGAUAGAGAUAAAUUACUACCUUCUACUGUCAGUAACUAGCUGUCAAUAAUCUGAAGCUGUCCCAAUAUUCUUAUCGCAUUAUAUUGGGACGCGUGAAUUGAAAUUUCCAUACAAACUUCUAUCGCUGGUAAGCUAUACGUCCUCCCAUUGACAAACAGCAUGUACGGAUAAGGUGAGUUACCGUCGAUAAUUUAAUGGGACAGAAAAGUUACGAACGAUUUUUAUUUCAAGUAGGCUACAACCGGAGAUAGACUGAAUAUUGGGAACGGCCGUAAGUGUAUUUUGUCACUGUCUUCAUACCUGUGCAUGAAAGAGAUGGACUACAGUUGAUAGCGGAUUACGAAUUGAAACGUCUUUUUGAGUACGGACCUUAGAUUUUAAUGUUACUAUAAAUUUUAUUUAGUAUUAUAAUUGUAUAACUAGCUGUUAAUAAAAAUAUUCCAUUUAUGUUAGUUUUUGGUUAGAAGACUUAUUUGUAUGUUUUGGCCCUUCUGAUAAUCCGAGUAAAACCGUCGCGUUUCUUUAAAUUAGAUCGAGAAAUCAUGGGAGUUGCUUUAAAACCUUUAUUAAUCUAUAAAUAGUCAGGUUUUAAUAAGGUUUUGUUUUACAAGGCUCGUCUUGUGACAAAUAAAUGAAAUAGGUAAAAUCACUCAAAUUAAAACUGUUUUUUGUCUGAAAUGUAUUGGUGAUAGAAAAAACCGUUCUGAACCAGUUUAUUCAAUAAAAUCUGCAUAAGCCGUAUUACGAUGAAAUAUACCGUUAAAGAUAGAAAAAAAAACGAACAUAAAGUUUUCUAUGUACUUAAACGUUAACCGAUUAGAUGUUAUUUCGGUUUUGUUUGUGAGAUUUUUAAACAAUUUGCAAAUGAGAGAUAUAUUUUGUUUUAUACUCUUAUAAGGGGGAAUGGGUAAAAAGCUGAUUGGCGGGGAGUGAUGAGGGAACCGCACAUGGACACCGCAACACCAGGUGUCAAGAGAUGGGUUAAAUGACUUUAAUUUGGGAGAAUGAUCUAUUCAUAGUAGCGACUAGUAAUUGAUUUCACAAUUUUGCUGUACGAGUCAUGAAAUUUCUCGAAAAUCGCACGGUUCUUGAAUGCCAGACGUCAACAUGAACCAGGUGGAAAUUUGUCAUUUUGACGUAACCUCCGCUGGUGGUGUGUGUUUUGUCUUCACAAGUUAACAAGAUAAAAUACCAGAAGUCGAAUACGGAACUGAUUUAUUAGUUACAAAUCAAAUCAAAAUCAAUUUAUUCACGCAGGCCAAGCAAAUGACACAUGAAUGUCAUAAAUUUACAUUUACCAUCACUUCGGAAAAGGUUGAGCUUUAAGGGAAGACGUGGCAGGACAUUCAUUGCCACUCUUAAAUCAACAUUGAAAGCUUCAGGGGUCGAUGAUAUACCUACAGCCCGCUGGCAGAGACCCUAAAACAUGGAACGAUUAGUGAUCGAAUCACUGUAAAAACGCAUUCAUAAAACAUUUAAAAUCGUUUAUUUUCUUGUAAAAAUCUUUAAACACUACCCCAUCAAAACAUCGUUAGGCUUAUCAUCAAUAAACAACACAAUCUUAAUUAAUUAAUGUUAUUUUAAUGUUUUCUGGGCUAAUGGCUAUGAUGAAAGUUCAUUAAAUGUUUAUGUUUGAUAAAAAACUGUUCAUUUGUUAUCAAGCUAAUAUUUUUAUGUUAGAUGGGCAAACGGGGAAGUGCUAAUUUGACUAAAAUUAAAAAAAUAUUUUUUUCGCUGUAAAAUUUUAAAAGUUAUUUAGUGUAAGUCAGGUUGAAGUACAAAAGGUAUUCAAAUGAGUAUACAAAUAUUUAUUAACAAUAAAUUUAGCAACAUUAGUCCCAACUAUAUUUAUCGUUCAAAUAAUCCCUCACAAUUUAAUACCUAUGAUUGGUUAAAAAGAUCGUGCUUUAAGAAUGUGUGAAAAAUUGUUAGUUAAUAAUACAUCAUGUUUGUUUUUAUUAACUGUAAUAGUAAAACAUACUCUAACAUUAUAAUUUUAUCUGUGUAGCUUUUUUUAUAAUAAAUAGGGCAUACGGUAAGUGGCUUAACUGCCGAAAAUUAAAAAGGACCACCGCCCAUGGACAUCAGAGUUUAAAAUAUAUGUUGCUAGCCUUUGAAAGAAGAUUUCUAGACUUGACGGUACAGCCUUUUGAAAGAGAUUGAAAUAUAUGAAGAGCUUUUUAUUCGGCUAUGUUCUACCUUUAACCUAACGUUUAUAUUAAAGGUUUUUUAUUAAUAAACUGGUUGAGAAAAGUUUUUUUCAUCGCCGAAUGAGUGAGCACAACGUUUCAAUGACCUUACGGUUUUCUUUUGGCUUUACGCGGAAUUAACGGGUUAAUAAAACAACUCCCACAGCGUUUAUACUCCAAAUAAUCGAUACAAACCGAUUUUAUCCGGUGAUAAUCGCUAAAUUUAAAACAAAAUGGUUCCAAGUAUUGAGUAUUUUUGUUCCAUUACUUUACAUAAUGUAUUGUAAUCAUUAGUUCAUUGUGAUGCAAAAGUGGAAAGUAAAUCAAAUCAAAUUGGAAUGGAAAUAGUAAAAAACAAAUCAACCAACUAAAUAUGUUUAUUUCCACACACUUUCAGAAAAUGGUGGUAACUGUAAAAGUUUUUGACUUUCCUAAGUGUUGACCUUUAUGAAUGAAGUGAUUUUGAUUUGAUUUAUUUCCCUUUUCAUGUACGGGAGCUUAAAUAAUAACCAUCGUGCGUAGGUACUUAAAUACAUUAUUUGUUAGAUUAUUUUUACGUUCCUGUAUUUUAAUUAGAUGUAAUACUUAUAAUUAUUAUCUACAAUAAAUUAUCGUAUAACUUAA
Messenger RNA from Leptidea sinapis, 6599 nucleotides. RefSeq names its product UDP-N-acetylhexosamine pyrophosphorylase-like protein 1 (gene mmy). The coding region runs from base 329 to 1792 and encodes 487 amino acids. Lineage: Eukaryota; Metazoa; Arthropoda; Insecta; Lepidoptera; Pieridae. The transcript has a single exon. Gene Ontology annotation, biological process: UDP-N-acetylglucosamine biosynthetic process. The record is from RefSeq and is a predicted model, not a curated record. Gene Ontology annotation, molecular function: UDP-N-acetylglucosamine diphosphorylase activity.